CACUCGUAACUUUCCCCUUCUGAUCAUCAUCACCAUCAACUCAGUCUCAAAACGUUCCAAAAAUCUUGCAGAGAAGCAGCACGCCACCACUCGCCGAUCGAUACGCAAAAAAUAAACAUUUUAAUAUACAACUCGUAAGAACAGUCAUAGAAGGUGUAAAAGAUGUUGCGUGUAGCAGCAAGAAGGCUGUCUUCUCUAUGUUCAACGCAGCCAUCGUGGAGACCUAACCAGGCUGCUACCUCGGCAAUCGCGUCGCGGAACCCAAUCAACGGCGGUGAUUCAUCCUCAUCGGACGAUGUUAAAUCGAAAGUAUUGAAUGAUUAUUUUGCUUUUCGGCCUCAAUUUCACAUCCCUCAUAGAGGUUUUUCUUCAGAUUCACUCAUGCCAAAAAAUGAAGAUGGCAUAGUUUCAGAGGUUCCAGCAACUGUGGCAGCUAUUAAGAACCCCACUCCAAAGAUAGUUUAUGAUGAGUACAAUCAUGAGCGUUUUCCUCCAGGUGACCCCAGCAAGCGGGCAUUUGCCUAUUUUGUCCUUACUGGUGGCAGGUUUGUGUAUGCUUCAUUGAUUCGACUUCUUAUCCUUAAGUUGGUGCUGAGUAUGUCUGCGAGUAAGGAUGUUCUGGCAUUGGCCUCUCUUGAGGUUGAUCUUUCAAGCAUUGAGCCAGGCACUACUGUGACAGUUAAAUGGCGUGGAAAGCCAGUUUUCAUCAGGCGCCGAACAGAAGAUGAUAUCAAGCUGGCAAAUAGUGUUGAGUUGGCAUCUCUUCGUGAUCCACAGCCAGAUGCAGAUAGGGUCAAGAAUCCUGAAUGGCUAAUUGUCGUUGGGGUCUGCACGCAUUUGGGUUGCAUUCCCUUGCCAAAUGCUGGCGAUUUUGGUGGCUGGUUUUGCCCUUGCCAUGGUUCACAUUAUGAUAUCUCUGGAAGGAUUCGCAAGGGUCCAGCUCCGUAUAAUCUGGAGGUGCCUACUUACUCCUUUUUGGAUGAAAACAAGUUACUCAUUGGCUGAGGUUUAUACUUUUCUGGACCAUGGUUCUUUUGGAUAUUUUAUUUUUCUUAAAUUUACUCAGAUAAUGCCGAAGAGUUGUUGCAUAUCUUGCUUUGUGCUCCCAAUUACUUGGGACAUGUUUAUUUUUUAGGGAUGUUAUGCAACUGGGUAAUUGUAACCUUUGCUGUUCGGAGUUGCUCUUAAUCCUGAAUAAGUUCCUUCGUAUAGCAUGGAUGCUAUUUUAAAACCUGAUGAUUUUUCAGGAUAGUUUUGUUAUUUAUUUUAAUCAGCAUGUUAUGGUGUGCGCACCAGAUGUUCCUA
Molecule: messenger RNA, 1305 nt
Organism: Ricinus communis (castor bean)
Lineage: Eukaryota; Viridiplantae; Streptophyta; Magnoliopsida; Malpighiales; Euphorbiaceae
Product: cytochrome b-c1 complex subunit Rieske-4, mitochondrial
Exons: 2
Coding region: 163-1005 (280 amino acids)
Biological process (GO): mitochondrial electron transport, ubiquinol to cytochrome c
Cellular component (GO): membrane
Molecular function (GO): quinol-cytochrome-c reductase activity; 2 iron, 2 sulfur cluster binding
Source: RefSeq, a predicted model, not a curated record